AUGGACAGCACCAUCAACGAACUAAACGAAGAGUUCAAAACCCUCGCAGGAUUGACGAUCGCGCAAGGGCAGAUACGCUUGAUGCCAGCUAUCAAGAAGAACAUCCGCGCAUUCAUCCAAUGGUGCAGAGACGAGAUUUGCAUGGGACGAGACCCUAUCACAGUGCCAUUUUCUGUUGUUGAUGCAGCCAAACUGCUCAGACGCAUGAAGACACAUGAGCAAUACGUAUACGGCUCCAAGUUGAUGUUGCAACAAGCGCUACCACAAGACUUCACCGACAAUGUCCGAUGGGAGGAUUGA
Messenger RNA from Cylindrotheca closterium, 300 nucleotides. Lineage: Eukaryota; Bacillariophyta; Bacillariophyceae; Bacillariales; Bacillariaceae. The record is from the annotation of a GenBank genome assembly.